ACGCGAGACUUAACUAGUCAUACGGCUCUGGCUGUUUUGAAUGCAAUGAAUGCCUCUACAUUUGUCAUUCUAGUCGUUUUUGUGAGUCAUGCAAUGUGUGUCAAGGAAGAAACGUCGGUGUUUAACGUGCAACCAAAUAGCCGUCAAUCUCAUCACGAAAUUUCACUGGGAAAAGUGAAGUGUGUGUUUUCCUGGGCCGCAGUGGGAGGAACGAAUGAGGACUGGCAAAUCACAUUGACUAAACAGGAUGGGUAUGUUUGCGUUAUUGAAAGACCAGACAAAGCAUCAUACUUAUUCUUCAAAAACUUUGCAGCUUCAGUAAUUGGAGCUGAUUUCAAUUCAGCUGAAGUGUUUGACAGUAUGGGUCAUCUAAUAAACGAAGAAGACUUUACAGCGAACACUGGUCAAGGUUCAGUGCAGAGUGUUGAAGGCAAAUUCAAGAACAGUCUGGGUAGACUAAUUCUGAGAGCAACCAAACACAAACGCAAAAAGGAACUCUAAGUUUGUAGCGUUAUGUACCAAAUCAGCAAGUGAUUUAGUAAACGGUGAGGAC
Molecule: messenger RNA, 553 nt
Organism: Corticium candelabrum
Lineage: Eukaryota; Metazoa; Porifera; Homoscleromorpha; Homosclerophorida; Plakinidae
Product: myeloid-derived growth factor homolog
Exons: 6
Coding region: 46-501 (151 amino acids)
Source: RefSeq, a predicted model, not a curated record